Ambispora gerdemannii is the source of this 265-nucleotide messenger RNA. The record is from the annotation of a GenBank genome assembly. Lineage: Eukaryota; Fungi; Glomeromycota; Glomeromycetes; Archaeosporales; Ambisporaceae.
AUGACAGAACGAGACCCAAUAAGAGGAGAAAAAGACCCCAAUACUCAAAAAGAUAAUAAUGCUUUGUUUUACGGAACAGGAGGCACUGGUAAAUCAAUCACGGCUGAGAAAUUAGCUCACAAAGCCGACCUGUAUCCACUAGUCAUUGUUAAAGGUUUGGCUUUAACUCCCAAACUUCCUGACCAAAAGUAUGAAGCUGACCAAAUUAGCGAAAAUUCCUUUACUAAAGAAUCUACCGGACUAACUUUUCUUAAAGAAUGCAUGG